Chaetomium strumarium is the source of this 720-nucleotide messenger RNA. RefSeq names its product IgE-binging protein. NCBI's taxonomy places the organism in Eukaryota, Fungi, Ascomycota, Sordariomycetes, Sordariales, Chaetomiaceae. Gene Ontology annotation, cellular component: cytoplasm. Gene Ontology annotation, molecular function: glyoxalase III activity. The record is from RefSeq and is a predicted model, not a curated record. The transcript is spliced from 2 exons. The coding region runs from base 1 to 720 and encodes 239 amino acids.
AUGUCUCCCGCUCGUCGCGCUCUCAUCAGCAUCACUUCGGCCCAGGCCACGCUCUUCGAGGGCAAGGAGACCACAGGUCUCUUCAUCAGCGAAGCCCUCCAUCCCUUCAAGGUCCUCACCGCUGCCGGCUUCGAGGUCGACCUUGCCUCCGAGACCGGCAGCUACACGCCCGACUGGCUCUCGCAGCAGCCCGACUUUCUCCACGGCGAGGAUCUGGCCAUCUGGAACGACACCACCAGCGACUUCCGCAAGAAGCUCGACAACAUGCCCCGGGCCUCCGACCUCGACGGCUCGCAGUACGGAGUCUUCUAUGCCUCGGCAGGCCAUGCGGCCCUGAUCGACUACCCGACUGCGGCCGGCCUGCAGAAGAUUGCCUCCCAGGUCUGGGCCAACGGCGGCGUCGUCGCGUCCGUCUGCCACGGUCCCGCUAUCUUUGCCGGUGUCCUGGACCUUGCAACCAACGAGCCCCUUAUCAAGGGCAAGACCAUCACCGGCUUCACUACCGAGGCCGAGAUCACCAUGGGCAUCAUGUCUGAACUGAGAUCGUGGAAUACGCCGAUGGUGGAAGAGCUCGCUGAGAAGCUGGGCGCACAAUACAAGCGAGCUCCUGGCAUAUGGGAUGAUUUUCACGUUGUCGAUGGGCGCCUCGUCACGGGUCAAAACCCGGCGAGCGCAGAGUGUACCGCCCGGGCAGUGGUGGGAGUCUUCGACAAUCUGUGA